GGAGGGGAGGAAGAAGGUACAAGGUGCCACAUCAUCACAGUGCCAACAUAGAGGGAGGUGGCACUUCUGGGGCACUGUUCGGAAGGGGAAACAGGAAAGCGAAAACGGGAAGAAACAAAGUGAACUGAACGAACAAUAGACAAAAGGAAAAGGAAAGAAGACGAAAGGAAAAGAAAGAAACAAAAAAUAAAAGAAAGAAAACAGGUAAACCACAGACAAUAAAAAAAAAAAAAAAAAAACGAAUGGAAAGGUGAUAGGAGAAUCAGUGUGUGACGAGAGAUAAGAACAAUGGCCAAAGAGAAAGACGAUAAAGAUAAGGAGAAGGAGAAAAAAGACAAGAAGGAUGGGAGUGGACAGCACUUCUUUCCGGGCGACUACAUAUGGAUCGAACCGGUGUCGAGACGGGAGUUCGACGUGGCCAUCGGCGCCAGGGUCGUGAGCGCGGAGGGGCGUCGGAUCCAGGUGCAGGACGACGACGGAAACGAGCAAUGGCUGACCCCCGAGCGACGCAUCAAGGCCAUGCACCCGACGUCGGUCCAGGGCGUCGAGGACAUGAUCAGCCUGGGAGACCUCCACGAAGCCGGCAUCCUCAGGAACCUCCUUAUUCGAUACAAUGAGAACCUGAUCUAUACCUACACGGGCUCCAUCCUCGUGGCCGUGAACCCGUACCAGAUCCUCCCCAUCUACACGGUGGACCAAAUCAAGCUGUACCGAGGCAAGAAAAUCGGCGAACUCCCCCCCCACAUCUUCGCCAUCGGGGACAGCUGCUACAACAACAUGAGGCGCUUCAAGCAGGACCAGUGCAUUGUUAUCAGGGGGAAGGGAGGGAAAGGAGGGACAGAGAGCACCAAGCUGAUCCUGCAGUACCUGGCGGCCAUUUCGGGGAAGCACUCCUGGAUCGAGCAGCAGAUCCUGGAGGCCAACCCGAUCCUCGAAGCCUUCGGGAACGCCAAGACCAUCCGCAACGACAACUCCUCCCGCUUCGGCAAGUACAUCGACAUCCACUUCACCAAGGACGGCGUGAUCGAGGGCGCCUCCAUCGAGCAGUACCUCCUGGAGAAGUCGCGGCUGGUGUCCCAGGGCACCGACGAGAGGAACUACCACAUCUUCUACUGCAUGCUGGCCGGGAUGACGCGAGAGGAGAAGCAGAAGCUGGAACUCGGGGACGCCUCGCAGUACAAGUACCUGACGGGGGGCGGCAGCAUCACGUGCGAGGGCCGCGACGACGCCCGUGAGUUCGCCGACAUCCGCUCCGCCAUGAAGGUCCUCAUGUUCAGCGACUCCGAGGUCUGGGAGAUCACGAAGGUCCUCGCCGCCAUCCUACACAUGGGCAACGUCAAGUUCAAGGGCAAGGUCAUAGACAACCUGGACGCCUCCGAGAUCCCCGACACGACGUCCCUGGUCCGGGUGGCUCGGUUCCUGGGCCUCGACCCGCGCGCCAUGAAGGAGGCCCUCACCACCAGGACCAUCUUCGCGCAGGGGGAGACUGUGGUGUCGCACCUGAGCCACAGCCAGGCCACGGACGUCCGCGACGCGUUCGUGAAGGGCAUCUACGGCCGCCUCUUCAUCUGGAUCGUGUCCAAGGUGAACGCGGCCAUCUACAAGAAGGCGGCCUCCUUCAGGACCUCCAUCGGCGUCCUCGAUAUCUUCGGCUUCGAAAACUUCAAGUCCAACAGCUUCGAACAGUUCUGCAUCAACUACGCCAACGAGAACCUGCAGCAGUUCUUCGUGCAGCACAUCUUCAAGCUGGAACAGGAGGAAUAUAACGCGGAAAACAUUAACUGGCAACACAUAGAGUUCGUGGACAACCAGGACACGCUCGACCUCAUCGCCAUCAAGCAGCUCAAUAUUAUGGCUCUGGUGGACGAGGAGUCUAAGUUCCCGAAGGGCACAGACCAAACCAUGCUCCAGAAACUCCACAAGCAGCACUCGCACCACAAGCAGUACCUCAAACCCAAGUCCGACCUCAACGCCUCCUUCGGCAUCAACCACUUCGCCGGCGUCGUCUUCUACGAUACGAGAGGCUUCUUGGACAAAAACCGAGACACAUUCAGCGCCGACCUUCUGCAACUUAUUCACCACACAAGCAACAAGUUCUUGCAACAUCUCUUCGUGGAGGACAUCGGCAUGGGCUCCGAGACCCGCAAGCGAGCGCCCACCCUGUCAGCGCAGUUCAAGAAGUCGCUGGAUUCGCUGAUGAAGACGCUGCUCUCCUGUCAGCCCUUCUUCAUCAGGUGUAUUAAGCCCAACGAGUUCAAGAAGCCCAUGCUGUUCGACCGCGAGCUCUGCUGCCGCCAGCUGCGUUACUCGGGCAUGAUGGAGACCAUCCGGAUACGAAGGGCCGGAUACCCGAUCCGCCACACGUUCAGGGAGUUCGUGGAGAGGUACCGGUUCCUCAUUACCGGAUGCCCGCCCGCGCACAAGGUCGACUGCCGCGCCGCCACCUCCAAGAUCUGCCAGCAGGUGUUGGGACGGGCGGACUACCAGCUGGGUCACACCAAGGUCUUCCUCAAGGACGCCCACGACCUCUUCCUCGAGCAGGAGAGGGAUCGCGUCCUCACCAAGAAGAUCACUAUCCUACAGCGCUGCGUCAGGGGGUGGUACUACAGGAGGAGAUUCCAGAAGAUGCGCGAGAGUGCGAUCAUCAUCCAGAAACACUACAGGACCUUCGCGCAGAAACGCCGCUACCAGCACAUGCGCGUCGGGUACAUGCGGCUCCAGCCCUCAUCCGCCCGGGUCGUGUCGCACCGCUUCAGGCACCUCAGGGGCACAUCGUGUCGUUGCACGGCCCGAUGCCGCGGCUACCUGGUGCGGCGCGAGUUCCACCGCAAGUUGUGGGCCGUCACGAAAAUCCAGGCGCAGGUCCGCGGCCUCAUCGCGCGCAGACAGUACCGCAAGCUCAAACUCCGCGUGGAGGCCGCCCGGCUCAAGGAGGAGGAGGAGAGGGCCCUGAGGAAGCAGAUGGACAAGAGGAAAGCCAAGGAGAUCGCCGAGAAGAAGUACAAGGAGCGAAUGCUGGAGAUGGAGCUGGCCGAGGAGCAGCGAGACCGCGAGGAGCGCGAGAUGAUGGACCGCAAGCGGGCGCAGCUGCGGGAGGCCGAGAGGCAGCGCGACGAGCCCGUGGACGACUCGAAGCUGGUGGAGCAGAUGUUCGACUUCCUGCCCGACUCGGCCUCGGAGGCGCAGGCUCCCCCGGCGGCCUUCAAGGACCUCCCGGCGGCCGGGGCAAGGGCACGGUCCGGCGACGACAUCAUCACGGCCAUCCCGCGCCCCUCGGGAGACCAGGACGAGGACCUGUCGGAGUACAAGUUCCAGAAGUACGCCGCCACCUACUUCCAGGGGAACGUCAACCACCAGUACUCGCGCAAGCAGCUGAAGCAGCCGCUCCUGCAGCUGCAAACGCAGGGUGAUCAGCUGGUGAGGAACGGGACUGUGGUCACCAUCCUGCGCUUCAUGGGCGACAUGGCGGAGCCCAAGUACCACAUGAUGGACCGCGACAACACGUCCGUCAUGUCCAAGGUCUCGGCGACGCUCGGGAGGAACUUCAUCAAGAGCAAGGAGUUCCAGGAGGCGCAGCUGAUGGGCAUGGACCCAGUCCUGUACAUGUCACAGAAGAACCGCAGCAUCCGGCACAAGCUGGUCUCCCUCACCCUCAAGAGGAAGAACAAGCUCGGGGACGACGUGAGGCGGAGGCUGCAGGAGGACGAGUACACCGCCGAGAGCUACUCCUCGUGGCUGGACUCGAGGCCGACCUCCAACCUCGAGAAGCUGCACUUCAUCAUCGGCCACGGCAUUCUCAGAGCGGAGCUCAGAGACGAGAUCUACUGCCAGAUCUGCAAACAGCUGAGCAACAAUCCUUCGAAGUCGUCCCACGCCCGCGGCUGGAUCCUGCUGUCCCUGUGCGUGGGAUGCUUCGCGCCCUCCGAGGACUUCGUCAAGUACCUGCUGUCGUUCAUCCGCGAGGGCCCCCCCGGCUACGCCCCCUACUGCGAGGAGCGACUCAAGAGGACCUUCGCCAACGGCACCAGGAACCAGCCGCCCAGCUGGCUCGAGCUGCAGGCGACCAAGUCCAAGAAGCCCCUCAUGCUGCCCAUCACCUUCAUGGACGGCAACACCAAGACGCUCUACGCCGACUCGGCCACGACGGCGCGCGAACUCUGCAACCAGCUGUCGGACAAGAUUUCGCUCAGGGACCAGUUCGGCUUCUCGCUCUACAUCGCGCUCUUCGAUAAGGUGUCGUCCCUGGGCAGCGGCGGCGACCACGUGAUGGACGCCAUCAGCCAGUGCGAGCAGUACGCGAAGGAGCAGGGCGCGCAGGAGAGGAACGCCCCCUGGAGGCUCUUCUUCAGGAAGGAGAUCUUCGCCCCGUGGCACGACCCCACCGAGGACCCCGUCGCCACCAACCUCAUCUACCAGCAGGUGGUCCGCGGCGUCAAGUUCGGCGAGUACCGCUGCGACAAGGACGAGGACCUGGCCAUGAUCGCGGCGCAGCAGUACUACAUCGAGAGCGGCAACGACCUCAACACCGACCGCCUCUUCAACAACCUGCCCAGCUACAUCCCGGACUACUGCGUCUCCUCGGGCGACAAGGCCAUCGACCGCUGGGCCGGCCUCGUCGUCGCCGCCUUCAGGAAGAGCUACUACGUCAAGGAGCGCGUCCAGCCCCUCAGGGUCAAGGAGGACGUCGUGAGCUACGCCAAGUUCAAGUGGCCGCUGCUCUUCUCCAGGUUCUACGAGGCCUUCAGAUACUCCGGCCCGAACCUUCCCAAGAACGACGUGAUCAUCGCCGUGAACUGGACGGGCGUGUACGUGGUGGACGACCAGGAGCAGGUCCUCCUCGAGCUCUCCUUCCCCGAGAUCACCACCGUCUCCUGCAGCAAGACGCAGAAGGUGUACACGCAGACGUUCACCCUGUCCACCGUGCGGGGCGAGGAGUUCACGUUCCAGUCCCCCAACAGCGAGGACAUCCGGGACCUCGUCGUGUACUUCCUCGAGGGCCUGAAGAAGAGGUCCAAGUUCGUCAUUGCGCUGCAGGACUACAAGGCGCCGGGCGAGAACUCCUCCUUCCUGACCUUCAGCAAGGGCGACCUGAUCCUGCUGGAGGAGGACUCUUCGGGGGAAACCGUCAUGAACGCGGGCUGGUGCGUGGGGCGCUGCGAGAGGACGACCGAGCGCGGAGACUUCCCGGCCGAGACUGUCUACGUGCUGCCCGCCGUCACCAAGCCGCCGCCGGACAUCUUGGCCCUGUUCACCGCGGAGGGAGCCGAGCACGGCCGGAAGCUGUUCACGCCGCAGGUGAACGGCUCCGACACCCACGAGAAGCCUCACACGCUGGAAGAAUACGCGCUGGAUCACUUCAGACCGCCACCGAAGCGCACUGUCUCGCGCGCCAUCACGCUGACGUCGGCGCGGCGACCGGCGAGCGAGUGCCUGUGGAAGUACUCGCGCGACCCCAUCAAGCAGCCGCUGCUCAAGAAGCUGCUGCACAAGGAGGAGCUCGCUCAAGAGGCCGUCUACGCCUUCAACGCCAUCCUCAAGUACAUGGGCGACCUCCCCUCCAGGAGGAACCGCCAGGGCAACGACCUCACCGACCAGAUCUUCGACGGCCCGCUCAAGCAUGAGAUCCUACGAGACGAGAUCUACUGCCAGGUGAUGAAACAGCUGACAGACAACAGGAACAGAAUCAGUGAGGAGCGAGGAUGGGAACUCAUGUGGCUGGCGACGGGCCUCUUCGCCUGCUCGCAAAAUCUUAUCAAGGAGCUGACCCAGUUCCUGAGGACGCGACGCCAUCCCAUCGCCCAGGACUCCCUCCACCGGCUGCAGAAGACGCUGAAGCAGGGGCAGAGGAAGUACCCGCCGCACCAGGUGGAGGUCGAGGCCAUCCACCACAAGACCACGCAGAUCUUCCAUAAGGUCUACUUCCCCGACGACACCGACGAGGCCUUCGAGGUGGACUCCUCGACGCGCGCCAAGGACUUCUGCGCCUCCAUCGCCCACCGCCUCAACCUCAAGAGCUCCGAGGGCUUCUCGCUCUUCGUCAAGAUCGCCGACAAGGUCAUCUCCGUGCCCGAGGGAGACUUCUUCUUCGACUUCGUGCGCCACCUCACCGACUGGAUCAAGAAGGCGCGGCCAUCCAGGGACGGCACGACGCCGCACUUCACGUACCAGGUGUUCUUCAUGAAGAAGCUGUGGACGAACACGGUGCCCGGGAAGGACCGCAACGCCGACAUCAUCUUCCACUUCCACCAGGAGCUUCCCAAACUCCUUAGAGGUUAUCACAGAUGCACGAAAGACGAGGCAGCCCGGCUUGCUGCGCUUGUCUACCGCGUGCGUUUCGGCGAGAGCAAGCAGGAACUUGCUCAUAUCCCAACGAUGCUGAGGGACCUGAUCCCCGCCGACCUGGCCAAGGCUCAGAGCACCAACGAGUGGAAGAGAGUCAUCGUUCAGCACUACAACAACGACGCGGGCAUGAGCCCCGAGGAAGCCAAGAUCGCGUUCCUGAAGGUGAUCUACCGCUGGCCCACCUUCGGCUCGGCCUUCUUCGAGGUCAAGCAGACGACGGACCCCAACUACCCCGAGCACCUCCUCAUCGCCAUCAACAAGCAGGGCGUGUCGCUCAUACAUCCCGUUUCCAAGGAAAUCCUCGUGACCAACCCGUUCACCCGCAUCAGCAAUUGGUCCUCAGGCAACACCUACUUCCACAUGACCAUCGGCAACUUGGUCCGCGGCUCCAAGCUGUUGUGUGAAACUUCCCUCGGCUAUAAGAUGGAUGACCUUCUGACGUCAUAUAUCUCCCUUAUGUUGACCAAUAUGAAUAAACAAAAGACUCUAAGGCUCAAAUAGGACAUGGGGAGAGUUAGGAUUAUUAAUUAAUAGGGUUGAUGUUGAUUAUAUUAUCUUUUUUUUAUAUAUGAAUACUUUUUUAAAUUAUUGUAGGGAAGUUGAUAUUUUUUAUUUCAAUUUACCCUUGUAGCAAUUAACCAAGAAAAAAGUAUUAUUGGGUUAGGUCAUAUAUGCAAUACAUGCAUUGUGUUUAUAUAUGCACACCCAUAGGCAUACAGACUUGUAUAAGAAAAAAUGAUUUUCUACUUUCCCUAAAAGGCUUCCAGAUUUUUACGUCUAGUGAACGGAAAAUUGUGGUAUUAUAACUUGAGAAUUUAUUGUUAGCGUUACAAUGCAAAACCUUUUAUUCCUGCCAUUUUCUUUCCUAUUGUGCAAUGUACAACUUUUCUUCCACCUUUAGUAUGCAAAAUUGUAAUGAAAGUGAUUUGAGAGGAUACAGCAGUGGUAGCAUUAGCAAAUGAAAAUGCUUAGUAUGUGAAAGGAAAAAUAUCACAUGUUUUAGCCUUUCAAGCAUACUAUUGUGAUCUUUUACUGUGAAAUUGUUGACUAUUUUUCUGUAUCUAGAGGAUGGGGGGUCUUGAUGUUAUUUUUUCUGCUUCGUAAGUUUAAAUCUAAAUCCUAUAUAAAGAUUAAUAAAAAUAAAGUUUGCUCAGAAA
Messenger RNA from Penaeus vannamei (Pacific white shrimp), 7499 nucleotides. Lineage: Eukaryota; Metazoa; Arthropoda; Malacostraca; Decapoda; Penaeidae. The record is from RefSeq and is a predicted model, not a curated record.